CCCCAACAUCCGUGAAAUUUUAACAGUGAGGCCAGUGCCAGUGUCAGUGCCAACCAGAUUAGGAGUGCCAUCAGCUUUUGUCCCUUUGCUUUCGCAUUUUGAACUACUCCCUCCCGCUGCCUUUUGGCUAUACGUAAAAGAAGAUCCAUCUAAUUUCCCAACAUGUCCCAGUCCCAAGCAUACAUCUCUCUCUCUCUCUCUCUCUCUCUCUCUCUCUCUCUCUCUCUCAUUCUUAUUUCAUCAAUGAUCAAUCACAUACACAAACCCGUCCGAUCACCUGAAACUACCUAAAAGACAAACCGUCGGCUAAGCAGUGGUAGCCUCAGACGCCCAAUCAUCCUUGAAUCCCGUGUCGCCGCCUCACUCAUUCCCAACAUCAGUACUGUUCAUCCAAUAACCAACCCCCACGUGCCCCCCUUCUCAUAACGUCCCUAUGUGCGUGAGCCUCAAGAGACAGAUUCCCAUUUUAUUUUGCAUUUUGUCUGUUAUAAAGAAAAGAAACAAAGAGCUCCAUCGCCUUCCUUGCCUACCACUUUGCAACAGUUUCGUUUUUUUCACAAAAAGCAGCAUGAAAAUGGAGACGAGUUUGGGCUCCACUGCUCAUCCACCAAAUUCUAAUCCUGCUUUCAGUAGCGAGUUUAACAUAAACUCCCAUGAAGCCAACUUGAACCCCAUUUUCAACGACUCCAAUCUCCAACCUCUCGUCCCUCUACCCUCUGAUCCUUGUCUCUUCAACUUCUUCACCCAAGACUUCCCUUCUCUUCCCAUCGAUCUCGACUACUCACUCCCAGACCUCCUCCCUGACUCCACUCACUUUCUCAACUUCUUUUCCAAACCCUUACCUGACCUCCACUCCCUCCAACAACCCCCACUCCCUGCCUCCACCUCAUCUACGCCUAAACUUAAACGUACUCGACUCAACUUAAACCUCUCCCACUCUGACAACCCUCAAACCCUCCACUCCAUUGUCAAGAGCUUCAACUCUCCUCCUCCAAUCAUCCCACACAGUGAGCUAGCUCGAAAGCGUAGGCAAAAGCUAAGUGAGAAGAUCCGUUGUCUCCAAAAGCUAAUGCCAUGGGACAAGAAGAUGGACACUGGCACCAUGCUUCAAGAGGCUUAUAAAUAUAUCCAGUUCUUACAAACUCAAAUCGCCAUUCUCCAAUCAAUGCCAAUUACUUCCUGCUUUUUAUCGAUUGAACAUAUUAAUGCUCCUCUUGGAUUCGAUUAUGCUGGGUUGGAAAGGUUGAAUAGACAGCAGCUUUUGCAGGUGUUGGUUAGCUCUCCAGUGGCUCAAACCAUGCUUUAUUCACAGAGUCUUUGCGUUUUUGCUUAUGAGCAGUUGGUUUCGCUCAAGAAGGCUAAGGAGAGGAAAACGGUGCUUCAACAGUUUCUCUUUGGUAAUUGAACUGCUAAAAAAAUGGAGCCAUGAUAUGGUUUUAAUAUAAUGUUUUACGGAUCGAUUUUCUUGUUUUGUUGUUAGAUUUUCAAUCUUUAGGGUUAUAUGUACCUGGAUUUUAGUUUUAAUACUAGUUUUUAAGUACAGGGCUUAAAUCAAUGCAAUGAAAUGAAUCUGUUUGGAAAGGAAUAGGGGAUUUCGCAUGGUUCAUCAUUUUGAGUUCUGGUAAUGUUUUUUGAAAUUUUUUUUGUCUUUCAGUUUUAACUUUUUCUGUACGUCUGAUUUGAAGCCUAUGGGGAGUUUUUUCACUGGUUAGAAAAAACAAUUGUGAAAAGAAAGUAGUAUUUCUUGGGACCAAUUUGGGAGACAUAUAGUCUGCCAAACUGAGAUUCAUACAGCCAGCCUUGGCCCUGAUUUUCCACUUUAUGCAUCAGCGGAACUGUUUCGAUCCCAAACAAGUAAUGGCUUAAAAGGGGAAAUUUUGUACCAAUGGCUAGCAUGAACUUCAAGGCUUUGUAGAUCCUGAUUUGGUUUGAUAUGAUAGGCUCGAAAGUGACAACCUGAGCUGUGAGUGAAUUGGUUUGUGCGUGCGAAAGUUGAUGAAAAUGUGGGGUUCGUGAGUUCAUAAGUACGGGAUACCGAAUCUUGACGAUGAGGCUCACGCUCAUCUCAUAUUUUCUUUGCAUUCGGGUGAAUAAAAACUUAUUGCUUCGCCGUCCUUAACAAGAAGUAAAGCAACAGAAAUGGGAUUUUGAUUCUCAGUGUUUAUUUACCGCUUAUUUUAUAUUGGUCUGACAUAUAGGUGGCUUUACAGAAAGAUUAAUCGCACCUCUUUUUUUUAUAUACAAAUAAACUGCAAUUUGGGGUUAUUUGGUACAAAUAAGCAAUCGAGGAUAAGAGAAUAGAUUAUAAAUAUUAUACUAAAAUUUAAAUAUUAGAUUUAUUUAAUAUUAUUUUUAGAAAUUAAUUA
This is a messenger RNA of Durio zibethinus, 2366 nucleotides long. RefSeq lists its product as uncharacterized. Gene Ontology annotation, biological process: regulation of DNA-templated transcription. Gene Ontology annotation, molecular function: DNA-binding transcription factor activity; protein dimerization activity. The record is from RefSeq and is a predicted model, not a curated record. Lineage: Eukaryota; Viridiplantae; Streptophyta; Magnoliopsida; Malvales; Malvaceae.